Molecule: messenger RNA, 3230 nt
Organism: Suncus etruscus (white-toothed pygmy shrew)
Lineage: Eukaryota; Metazoa; Chordata; Mammalia; Eulipotyphla; Soricidae
Gene: ZC3H18
Product: zinc finger CCCH-type containing 18
Source: RefSeq, a predicted model, not a curated record
UACCCUCUCUCCCUCUUUCUCUCCCCCUCCAAGAACGGUGGGCACCGAUGGAUGUGGCUGAGAGUCCUGACCGGGACCCACGCUCGCCAGAGGACGAGGAGGAAGAGGAGCAGCCAGGCGUGUCAGAUGAUGACAUCCUGCGGGACAGUGGGUCCGAGCAGGAUGCGGAUGGGGUGGGGGGUCAGCCUUCUGACCUGGAGGAGGAGGAGGAGGAGGAGGCGGCCGGUGAGCUGACCGGGGCUUCCGGGAGCCCCCCACAUGGGGAGGAGGACCACACCAGUGACCUGAGGGAUGAGGCCUCAUCAGUGACCCGGGAACUGGACGAGCACGAGUUGGACUAUGAUGAGGAGGUGCCUGAGGAACCAGUGCCCACAGGACAGGAGGAAGAGACCGAGGAAAAGGGCGACAGCACUGCGGGGGGGCAGGGGGAAGCCGCUGCUCCUGACACUGCAGAACAGGAGUCUGAGGAGGUGAGCAAGGAGAAGAAGAAGGAGGACGAUGAUGGCGAGAUCGACGAUGGUGAGAUCGACGACGACGACCUGGAAGAGGGGGAAGUGAAGGACCCCAGCGACAGGAAGGUGAGGCCUCGCCCCACCUGCCGCUUCUUCAUGAAAGAUGUGGGGCCACCGUUGUCCACCUUUCUCCCACCAAUUCCAAAUCCGUCCCCACUCAGAGGCCGGGUCAAAGGAAACUGCACCUGGGGUAUGAACUGCCGCUUUAUCCCUGGCGUCAACGACAAGGGCAACUACUCCCUCAUCAGCAAGGCUGAGCCCUUCCCACCCAAUGGCGCUCCACCCCUGGGGCCACACCCACUGAUGCCCACCAACCCCUGGGGUGGGCCAGUGCUUGAUGAGAUCUUACCACCACCUCCUCCAGAACCUCCCACCGAGAGUGCCUGGGAGCGAGGACUCCGGCACGCCAAGGAGGUCCUGAAAAAAGCCACGAUCCGGAAAGAACAGGAGCCAGACUUUGAGGAGAAGCGACUAACUGUGACCAUUGGGGAGGAUGAGCGAGGCUUUGACAAGGAGAAUGAGGUUCUCCGAGACUGGACCUGCCGGCUCACGAGGGAUGUCCGCGACCCUGUACUAGAGCCCUACGCCGACCCCUACUAUGACUACGAGGUGGAGCGGUUCUGGCGGGGCGGGCAAUAUGAGAACUUUCGGGUGCAGUACACAGAAGCAGAGCCAUACCACAGCUACCGGGAGCGCGAGCGAGAAAGAGAGCGGGACACCCGGCAACGGGAGCGUGAACGGAGCUGUGAGCGAGAGCGUGAACGGGAACGGCGCAACGAGAGAGGGGAGAGGGAGCGCGAGAGAGACAAGGACCGGCAGAGGCGGAAAGAGGAGUGGGAGCGCGAGCGGGCCAGACGAGAUGAGAAAGACCGGCAGCAGCGUGACAAGGACAAGGACAAGCUCAAACCCCGCUCUCCACAGCCCCCCAGCCGCCAAGCAGAGCCACCAAAGAAGGAAGGCGCCUCUGUGGGGCCCCAGGUGAAGCGUGCCGAUGAGUGGAAGGAUCCCUGGCGCCGGUCCAAGUCCCCCAAGAAAAAACUCGGGGUGUCAGUGUCCCCUAGCCGGGCACGGAGGCGCCGGAAAACUUCGGCUUCAUCUGCUUCAGCCUCCAACUCUUCCAGGUCAUCAUCCAGGUCGUCAUCCUACUCGGGUUCGGGCUCUUCGCGGUCACGGUCACGGUCCUCAUCCUACAGUUCCUACUCUAGCCGUUCCUCCCGCCACAGCUCCUUCUCGGGUAGCCGCUCCAGGUCCCAGUCCUUCUCCUCAUCUCCUUCCCCAUCCCCCACACCUUCCCCACAUCGGCCUGUCAGAACCAAGGGGGAGUCCACCGUGCCUCCCGGGAAAGCAGGGGAGAAGCCAGUGCGGAAACCAGCCCUGCCUCCACUGCCACAGGCCACCAAAACUGUUGCUCCUGCUCCAGAGCCUGCCAAGCCAGGGGACCCACGGGAGGCCCGGAGGAAGGAGCGCCAGGCCCGGAGCCCCCCAAGGAGGAGGACCCUUAGCGGCAGCGGCAGUGGCAGCAGCUAUAGCGGCUCCAGCUCCCGGUCCAGGUCGCUGAGUGUCAGCAGCGUGUCCUCGGCAUCCAGUGGCUCGUCCAGCAGCAGCUCAGCGCACAGCGUUGACUCAGACGACAUGUAUGCUGAUUUGGCCAGCCCUGUGUCCUCUGCCAGCUCACGCUCCCCCACCCCGGCCCAGCCCCGGAAGGACAAAGGUACCAGGGAAAGUUCGAAGAAGGAAGACGGGGGUGAAGGAGGACAAGCGAAGCGAGAUCCAUCUACUCAAGCUCCAAGUUCCUCACGUCCCACGGCCCGUUCGCAUAGCCCAGAGCCUCCUGCAGCUCAGCAAACGCCGCCUGGCCAGCAGGGCACCUUCAUGGCCCACAAGGAGAUCAAGCUGACGCUGCUGAACAAGGCCACAGAGAAGGUGAGCAGGAAGCGCUAUGAACCUUCCGACAAAGAGCGGCCGAGCCCGCCUCCUGCCAAGCGCACCAAUGUCUCCCCAGAGCGAGGCUCUCGGGACCGGAAGUCUGGCGGGAGGGUGGGCUCCCCAAAACCAGAGCGGCAACGAGGCCAGAACUCUAAGACUGCUCCAGCACUGGCAGACAGGAAGCGCCAGUUAUCUCCCCAGUCCAAAAGCACCAGCAAAGUCACGAGUGUGCCAGGCAAGGCAUCGGAGAGCAGUGCUGCUGGCCCCAAAGGCAAGGCCAGCACCCUGUCCCGGCGCGAGGAGCUCCUGAAGCAGCUCAAGGCCGUAGAAGAUGCCAUUGCCCGAAAGCGCGCCAAGAUUCCUGGCAAGGUGUAGCCGCAGCGGCCAGCGCACGCUCAGCAUCAGGCGGCCAAUGUCUCAUGGGCUGAUUCUUUUUAUCAAUUAAAAAAGACAAAAAAUGUCUCUCAGCUGGGAAAGAAGCCACAUAGGUGCCACCUGAUGGGCCCCUUAAGGCAGCCAGACUUGGCUCUGCCUCUGGGCCAGCUGCCUCCUGCUGCUCAAGCUGGGUCUGCUCUCUUGGUGGCCCUUCCUCUACCCAGGAUCGAGGUGGACACGUGUUCUUAACUCAAGUCUGACCGGGAAGCACUUCCUGUCUUUUAUUUUACGCAUCAAAUUGUUUUAGUUGAUUUAAAAAGGAAAGGAAUACCGGGGGGUGGGGAGGCUGAGGGCGUGUGGGCGCCUGCUCUGGAGUGUUUUUCUGAGGGUCCGAAAUAAACUAUUUUGAUAAGCAGC